Bombina bombina (fire-bellied toad) is the source of this 3150-nucleotide messenger RNA. It is a transcript of the gene CBX4, whose product is annotated as chromobox 4. NCBI's taxonomy places the organism in Eukaryota, Metazoa, Chordata, Amphibia, Anura, Bombinatoridae. The coding region runs from base 232 to 1755 and encodes 507 amino acids. The transcript has 5 exons. The record is from RefSeq and is a predicted model, not a curated record. Gene Ontology annotation, biological process: negative regulation of DNA-templated transcription.
UAGAGAAGCGCUGCGGAGACCGCGGGAGCUCAGAGGCUGAUUGAGACUUUAGAGACAGCUGCUCUGUCAUAGUAGACGUAUAGGCAAGUUGUACUUUGCCUGCAGUGUGCAGACUUUAAGCGGGAGUUGAGAUAAGCAGCAGAUUAUAAAGGGAACCAGUAGCCGAGGCUUGAUCCAGCAGGUGCACCGAUAGUUGCUCGGUGCCCGCGCUGUAUUAAACAUCCCUACAUCAUGGAGCUCCCCGCCGCUGGAGAGCAUGUGUUCGCAGUGGAGAGUAUCGAGAAGAAGCGGAUUCGCAAGGGCCGUGUGGAAUAUCUGGUGAAGUGGAGAGGAUGGUCAUCCAAAUAUAACACAUGGGAGCCUGAGGAAAAUAUCCUGGAUCCACGCCUAUUGGUUGCCUUUCAGAACAGGGAAAGACAGGAGCAGAUCAUGGGCUAUAGAAAACGAGGGCCAAAACCCAAGCAUCACAUUGUCUCUUUGCCCUCUUUUGCACGGCGAUCCAGUGUUCUGAGUGGCCUUCAAGAUUCUUCUUCUGAAAACAGAUCUAAACUGGACAUGGGAUCCAUUAACAAGAGCCAGCCUCACCAGUACCAGUUAAACAGUAAGAAGCACCAUCAGUACCAGCCUAAUGGUAAGGAUCACUCAGAGAAACAUCACUCAAGCAGUAAAAGGAAGUACUACUACCAGCUGAAUAGCAAAAAACACCACCAUUAUCAGCCUGAUCCUAAAAUGUAUGAUCAGUACCCACCAGUAAAGGAGUCUCCAAGUCAGCUUUGCAUGGAUCGCAACAACCGACAUAGAGAAUCUUGGUCUCACACUCAGACUAUAGACUUAGUAGCACCAGUGAAAAACUGUACUGGCCCAGCUAUGAAUAGUUUGGAAAAAAAUGGACUCUCAAAUGGAGGCUCUAGUAGCCCAUGCAAAGAAGUGUCUGGCAAUGGAAUUGGGGGGAAAAUGAAAAUAGUGAAAAAUAAAAAUAAGAACGGGAGGAUUGUUAUAGUGAUGAGCAAAUACAUGGAGAAUGGGAUGCAGUCAGUGAAAAUAAAGUCCUCAGAGGAGGAAAGUGAUAAAGGCGAGCAGGGUCGGAGGGUUGACACACCAAGUGUCUCUUGUUUGGAUAGGACUUGCAAAACUACAGAGGAAAAACCAGAACAUUGGAAAAAGAGGUUAGAGCCCAAAAUAAGAAUUAAUGAGAGUAACUCAAAUGGAGAUAUGACUUCUGUUCAACUUGCUGGUCUUAGGAGGACAUAUUGCACCUCAGACAUUGCCUAUGAUCAGCCUCUUCAGUUGACCACUAAAAAAGAGUUGAGUCCGCGGUCAGAUGGUACAAAUGCUUCUCUAUACACAGCUAAUACCCCUAAGGAUUCUAGAAAGCGGUGUUUCUCUGAUACCAAUGGGUCAAGUGUACCCUGCAAGAAAACGCUCACCUCCCGUAGUGUAAGUGCCCCUGGUAAACUAGCGGAUCAAGUUCCCCAAACUCCUGUGACUGUGUCCCCUCAAGAACCAGAAAUAAUUCUCUUGGACUCUGACCUAGAUGAACCUAUAGAUCUGCGCUGCGUAAAAUCUAGAUGUGAUAGUGACAGAGAGGUGGAUAGACAUGAGCCCCAGGUGGGGCAGAAGCCCCAACCUGUUGUUGAAGAGACCAUAAUGGAGGAGCCCCUAGCAGAGUUUAAACCUUUCUUUGGAAAUAUUGUUAUUACAGAUGUUACUGCCAAUUGUCUCACUGUGACUUUUAAGGAAUACAUAACUGUUUGACCGUUUCUUCCUUUCAUAAAAGGAUAUAUGCUAGGAUGUUCUGACCAUGGACCCUGUAAAUGAAUCUGCCUUUAGUGCCUGGUUGUUCUAUCUUAUUCCUUGCACUACUGGGGUCUAGACUAUACUUUUUGUGCUUAGCACAAAAUCUCAUUUCAGAUCCUAAAAGCACUUACAAUAAUUUUUGGGUGUCUCCUUUCUAUUUUGGAUCCUUGUCAGACACUGUUUAUGGAUUCCAUUUUUCACCCUCCCUUACUGAAUAUUUAUUUGUUAAUAUUUAUAUGUGGAAAUAUAAUCAAACUGAGCUUCUAGAAUGUCUGUCUGUUUUUGGAUUUAUCCAUGUUUUUAUUAUAUAAUUUUUUUAUGUAUGGAUUCUAUAAGAACGGUUACUCCUGAACAUGAGAAAUGUGUAACCAUACAGGAUUUGUAUAUUUUGCUGAAUGUGUUGUCUUUUUGUGUGUAUAUAUAAAAACAAUGUAUGUUAAAGCCACGCUCUUUCUAGAAUAUGCUGCUAUAAGAAAUAAGUAUGCUUCCAGUAGCUGCUUGGAUGUAAAUAUUAAAUGUGGUCAUAUGAGCAGUCUGAGGUUGGUGGGAGUGUUGAGAAGGGGGGGUAUUAUAUCUCUUCUUCAAAACAGCUGCUAAAUAAUAAUAAAAAGUAUAUUACAAUUUAUAAAGAGCAAAACUAAACAAAGCUUUGUCUGUUUUGUGAAAUUUUAGUGAAGUAUGAAACUGUUACAGGUCCAAACUAUAUACGUGAUUUCUGCAUCAACGUUCCAAGUACCCCAGCAGAUCAAAGGUUAAAUAGUUUGCUACUGAAACACAGGGCGCUAGUUCCAAAGGACGUAGUUACUGAUUUACAUGCUUUCCGGAAUAUCUUCAUCUGGCAGUAUUUAAAAGUUGAGGGGUGAUAUGAUUACCUUAUGUUUCACAUCCUACAAUCUGAGUGUAAAACAAUACAAUAAAUUGAGUGAUCAUUUUUAAUGAUGUAUAAAUAUUUUCACUGUCCUUUUGGUUGAGUUUAUAGGACUUAUAGAAAAAAAUAUAUUGGUGUGAAGAAAAUAAGGUUAUGCAGUAUUGUUAUAAACCAAUAGACACAACAACCUCCCUUACCAAUGUAAAUAAAUAAACUGUCUGUAAAAGGUUUCUACCUUUUUAGCUUUGAAUGGUAAAUGAGGGGAAAUGUGUUUUCACUAUGUACCCGCAAACCUUCACAAGGAUGCUUGCAUGGGUAGAUUAGUGCUUUAGUACAAUAUUUCCCACUAUAAUCCUCAAGUGACCUUAGCAGAGCAGUUUAUUUUUAGAUCAUCUCUGCUGGUUGUUUUCUCUUGUUUAAUAAAAACACCUUUAUUUACCUGUGCUCUGGUAGGGAAAGUAUUUGAAUUAAAGAAUUAUAUGAAA